Pollicipes pollicipes is the source of this 2317-nucleotide messenger RNA. Its product is annotated as serine/threonine-protein kinase SIK2. The coding region runs from base 1 to 1215 and encodes 404 amino acids. The record is from RefSeq and is a predicted model, not a curated record. NCBI's taxonomy places the organism in Eukaryota, Metazoa, Arthropoda, Thecostraca, Pollicipedomorpha, Pollicipedidae. The transcript has 5 exons.
AUGACGUGCGCGGCCGUCAUUACCGGCUCUGACGUGCAACACUGCGAGAGCCUGGUGCGCAAGAUGCUGGUGGUGGAGCCGCAGCGACGGCUGACCAUGCCGCAAGUGUUCCGCCACCGCUGGCUGCAGGCCGGCCCCACUGCCGCCCCGCCGCCGCCGCCGCCACCCCCACCGCCGCCGCCGCCGCCGCUGCCGCCAGUGACGCUGGCGACUGCGGCCUUGGCCGACGUCAACGAGCACGUGCUGCGCGUCAUGCAGGGCCUGGGCAUCGACACGUCCGUCACGCGCCAGUCGGUGGCGCGGCGGGCCUACGACCACCACGCCGGUAUCUACCUUCUGCUGGAGGAGCGGCUGCGCCUGCACCGCAGCAGUUACCCGUGUCCAGCGGCCUGUCUGCUGACGCCGCGCCGGCCGAGCAGCGUGGCCGAGCAGGCAGCGCGGCUCACGGCCGGACCCGAGGCCGAGCCGCCCGCCAGCGGCGCCGGUGCCAGCGCGGCAGGCGGCGGCGGCGGCGGAGCAGGCGGCGGCGCACCCUCCUUCGACGAGGGCGUCGAGGUGGACAUGGUGGACGAGCUGCCGGCGGCGGCGGCGGCCGGCCGGCACCCACCGGUGGCGCGCAAGCCGUCUGAUGGCGCGUCGGCCACCGAGUCGCCGUUCGGUUCCGUCACCAGCACCGAGUCCAACAACUUCGAGUCCUUCGACUCGCAAAUGGAGCCGGACAUGUUCAGCAGCUCGAGCUCGUGCUACCAGCCGGCACCGGCGCUGGCCAAGCCGCCAUGCCGGCCGACUCUGGCGUGCCGACACAGCGUGCGUCACAACCCGCUGGAGCAGACGGCCACCGGACGCCGAUCGCCCGUCAGCUUCCGCGAGGGUCGCCGCGCCUCCGACGGCCUGGUGGCCUCUCAGGGAAUGGUAGCGUUCAACCACCGUCUGAACCAAGGUCAGAAAGCGGGCGGCUUCACCGAACUGAGCUGUCUGCAGCAGGAGCAUGCUUGCCUGCGCGCGCAAGUCACUCGCCAGAGGCACGGACAGCUGAAGCGGCCGCCCAGGCCGCGCUGCUGUUACAAGCCGGCGACGGCGGGCGGCGAGCUGCUGCAGCCGGAGCUGCACUUUCAGCCGAUCGCCGAGGACGUCGGCACGGCCGACGGCUGGGACAACCUGCAGUACAGCCUGGCCAACUGCCAGAUCACACCAAGGCUGGCGGCCGACAGCUGACCGGCCCGGCCGGCCGCCGGCACCCAGCCUUGACCGGCCCGGCCCGGCCGGGCACGGCCGGUCUGCAACUCAACGGACACAGAUCGGCCCGAUCGGUCGUCUGUUCUGCUGAGAUCGGCUCGGUCAAUGGUGCAGCAGUCAGCGGCGUUCCUUUUCGCCCGGCUGCGGAAGGGAGGGACCGCGCGAUUCCCGUGCGGAGCGCGCCGGCGCUCGCCGCAGCUGCAGUGUACGUGUUCCUUCGCCGGCGCGGCUGGCCCCCGGGCUCCUGUAGUCAACCCAGCAAUAACGCCACACAGCCGUCUGGCAUGCGUGUAGAGAUCGUUAUUUUUUUGAGUCGCCGUGGCCUGCCACACAUGUGCUGUAUCGUUGUAAUCCUGCGUUGUGUCGCGGACGAGGUGUUCCGCUGCCCGUCGUGUGGAUGAGCAGCCGCGGCGCGUCCGGCUCUGAUGACCCGGCGCGUGGUGCUGGUGUUCCCGUGUCCUCGGAGCCAGCGACUGGCGCCGUCAGGGCCCCCCCUGUUGCCGUACCUUGCCAGAUGUGCGCGCUGGCGAGACCAAGACCGGCGCGUCUGUGGCGCGGCAGCCGCGUGCCGUCGGCGCGCGCGCGUGAGGAACUCUGCUGGUCCCUGUGACCCGCCGGCUCCGUACUUACGGCUACGCGCCCGCUUGUGCGCUGGGCGCUGGGUGCGGCUCGGAGAUGAUAACCAAAUGGACGCGGUCGGCGCCCGAAUCAUGACAGUGCGCGAGUGGCGUCCGGUGGGGAGACGUCCCGCGCCGCCCUUGCGGCGCAGCGGGCCGCGUCCGGCCGCGGGCGUCCAGUGUAAACAUCAGGCUUUUCUAGUCAGUUGAAUGCGUGUCGUUUUGUACCGAGUUUUUUGUUGGGUGCAAGCCUGGGUGUUGAGUUUGGUUAUCUCUCAGUUGUUGGUACUUCUAGUCGAUAUCGCUGACUGCAGUCUUUCAUUUCGGCCUGUGGCGCGGCGGCUGCACUGGCCCCCAUUCCUAGCGGUCGGCGGCAGACGGCGCCACUAUCGAGGGGCGCCCACUUGUGCACCGCGCAUCUGUAGACGCGCAGACACACACACACACACACACACCCAUAUAUA